UGGUCAUCUAUUGCAUCCUCACGAGCCCUCUGCUCCUGUUGGCCAUCGCGGCCAUCGCUGGACUCAGUUAUAUACUGAUGCUUAAGAACGCCGAAAGUCCGCUCAAACUCUUCGGCAAGAAGUUCUCGUUAGGCCAACAGUACCUCCUUUUGAUGAUCAUAUCGUUUCCAUUGUUUUAUUUGGCCGGCGCUGGACAGGCAGUCUUCUGGGUGAUCGGCGCCUCCUUCUUCGUGAUCGGACUUCACGCCAGUAUUUAUGCCAUUGAAAUGCAGGACACCAUUGAACCCGAGUUUGUCUUAUUUGAUAGUAAUCUUCAGACCGUGUGAUUGGUUCCCAAUGUCUAAGUCGUGUAUAUUUUGUCAAUUUUAA
Molecule: messenger RNA, 369 nt
Organism: Oppiella nova
Lineage: Eukaryota; Metazoa; Arthropoda; Arachnida; Sarcoptiformes; Oppiidae
Source: the annotation of a GenBank genome assembly